UGUGAUUGACGGAUAAUUUAUUUGGAGUCGACGGCUUGAGAUGUAUCCGGACACAAUCGACGCUUAUAUUUCCCGCUGCACUGAUUUAUAAGAAUUAACAAAACAGGAACGAAGUGAGUGAAGCGAAGAUGAACUCAGGCAUGCAAAAGCCACCUCUGGCCCCAAAACCAAAGCUGGCUCAGCCCCAGAGGCCAGGGCUGUAUCCCUCGACCCCCAGAAGAGACUGCCUCUCGCUCUCAUCUCCCGGUACACCGAGGAGGGUUAAACCACUACUGGCCCCCAAACCCUGCCUCUCCAAACUCACCACUGCUGUGGAGUCCAAACCACUGGCUUCAAAGAGCCUGCUCCAAACACCUGUGACAGAAACCCCACGGAUCGAAGGUCUUCUUAACUCCCAAAAUGGAAUACAGCAAGAGAACAAAAAGCCAGAUUGGGAUUAUAUUAUUCCUAUUUGUCUGUGUAGCCAGGAACACUGCAUGUGCAUCAGGAACACGUCAGCACACAGAAAGCUUCUCCCUACAUCUCGAGGUACUGCGGAGGACAGCAGAGAGAAAACAGACAAGUGCAAAGUGAUGAACACUUCCACCAAUACUCACCUCACAAACCAUAAACCUCUUCAAGAAACGUUUACUUUAGACAGAAAUCUCAACACAGACAUCAACAGCUCCAGUCCUGAGGUGAGGCUGACUCUUCCUCACAGAACAUGGAGCGAUGAGGCAAAUGGGAACUUAAUACCUCAGAGUGCAUCUGGGCGAGGACCAGAGGAAGAAGCUCUUUGCUCAGAGCAGAUAUAUUGUGUGCCCCAGCCCAAUCCAGUCCCGGCAGCUUCUAGGAAGCCCAUCCCUGUCCCUGUACCACGGAAACCCAUGACGGCUGGGCUGCCCCAUCAGGAAAAGGUGGAGGAGAAGAGUGAAGAGAUUAUAAGCCAGGAAGGGAGAGAAAUGAACGUGAAAGAGGUGAAGGUGUCAUCAGAGAGGAAAGGCAGCUCAUCGCUGUCUGUCAGUGUACCUGUUGGAAACAUCUUUCUGUCUGCGAGAAAAGUCUGCGCCCAGCCAGCUCCUCCGCCCAGGAAAAAACCUUUAUUGUCUGCACCUGAGAAAGCACCAACCUAUGCUCCUCACACACUCCCGAAGGACGUGGAGGAAGAAGACCUGGGUUGGGACAGCAACAUCCAGGAGAUGGAGGUAUCGGUUGACCAGGAGGAUGAAGAGGUGGAGAAGGAAGGAACGUAUAAUCAGGAGUCGGUCUACAGUAUAUUCCCUCCUAGUCCUCCCUCUAGCAGGUCGCUCCAGCAACCGGAGCUGAGCCAGCCUCCUGCCAUCACUGUGGCAGCAGCGGUGGUCAAGGUAGUUCCUAAGAAGCCCAAGAGACACAGCAACCCGAUGGCAUGGAUGCAGAGGAAGGAAUCCUCUGAGGAGAAACAAGAGUGGAAAUCAGGAGAUGACGAGAAAAGGCAAGCCUUUCCUACACAAGAUUGUGUUUUGAAGGAGACAGUGAGGAUGGAGCUGCCUCUGGUGGAGAAAACAAGCAGAAAACUCUUAACACCUGGAAUCAUCAAGCCUUCUCGCUCCAGCCUGGGCAAACAGAAAGCCAAGUCCUUCUCUAGCGCCGACCUCCUGCGCUCUGACGGACAGAAGAGGAACUCUUUCCGGAAGCUGCUGGACUUGAAGCUCUCUGUGAAGAUGCUGAUGGUAAAAGGAGGCCAUAGCUCCAACUGCACUGCGAAUGAAAAUGAACAAAGCGUGGACAGGGAGCAAGACGGAUGUGAGGACUUCCACAAGCAUUUCAGGGCUCAACGUAAAUUCUCCUGCCCGCUGACCGGAGUAGAGCAAAGCGUGGAUGGAGAUGAUUUUCUCCCUGUAACAGAACAAGAUAUUAACUAUGAGAACAUCCCUCACUAUGAAGAGAUACCAGACUACAUUAAUGUGCACGUAGGAAGGGCAGAGGAAUCCCCUCUCGCCUCCAUCUCACAGCCAACAGCCUGGCUGUAUAAUGAUGAGGGCAUUUAUGAGGAGCCGGAGCCAUAUAUGACCUUUGAGAAAAGCACUGGACACCAACAGUGUCCGACGCCAACAGACUACGAGAGAAGCUCUGUCGAUGAGGAGGUGACGCCCUUGGAUGAUGACGACAUCUUGGCCAACACCUCAGAGGAUGAGGACGAGGAGGAGGACGAUAGCAGCUCCAUCUCAAGUAAAGGAGACCCUGAGCAGCCAGAGGAGAGUACGGCGCUGAGUGGACAGAAGAAGAGCAAGAUUCACCACAUCGCCACAGAAAUCAUGAGCUCUGAGAGCGUGUUUGUUGAUGUCCUGAAGCUGCUUCAUGUUGACUUCCGUGAUGCGACGUCCACAGCGGCUCGUCAGAGUGGGAAGCCUGUGAUUGAGGAGCGUCUUCUCAACCAGAUUCUGUACUACCUCCCACAGCUCUACGAACUCAACCAAGGCCUGCUCAAAGAGCUGAAGCAGAGGGUGGCCAAAUGGGAUGAAAAUGCCCAGCUAGCAGACAUUUUCGUAAAGAAAGGGCCCUAUCUGAAGAUGUAUUCCACAUACAUCCGCGAGUUUGACAAGAAUGUAGCUCUGCUGGAAGAGCAGACGAAGAAGAACCCAGCAUUCGGCGCAGUGGUACGGGAAUUUGAGGCCAGUCCACGCUGUGCCAACUUGGCUCUGAAGCAUUACCUCCUGAAGCCUGUGCAGAGGAUUCCUCAGUAUCAGCUGUUGCUCACAGACUAUCUAAAAAACCUGUCUGAGGACUCCGAUGAUUACAAGGACACACAAGCGGCCCUUGUGAUAGUGAAAGAGGUGGCCAAUCAUGCCAACGACAUCAUGAAACAAGGGGAUAACUUCCAGAAGCUGAUCCAGGUGCAGGGCAGUCUGAACGGCCACCAUGAGAUAGUCCAGCCGGGGCGGAUCUUCCUGAAAGAGGGCGUUCUGAAGAAGCUGUCCAGGAAGGUCAUGCAGCCCAGAAUGUUCUUCCUGUUUAACGACACGCUGCUGUACACCACUCCUGUUCAGUCAGGCCAGUUCAAGUUCAACAACAUGUUGUCUCUGGCUGGGAUGAAGGUUAGCAAACCAAGCCAAGAGGCCUAUCAGAAUGAGCUGAACAUCGAGAGCGUGGAGCGCUCUUUCAUACUCUCAGCGAGUUCAGCCACAGAGCGAGAUGAAUGGCUCGAGGCUAUUUACACGGCGAUCAGUGACUACACCAGGAAGAAGAUCAGUUUUAUAUCUGGCAAGCCUCCAGAAGAGGUAGAGCUGAGUGAUUGUGGCGAUGGUGCUUCUUUGGGAUCCAAAGCCCCUAUAUGGAUCCCUGACCCACGCACCACCAUGUGUAUGAUCUGCACCUGUGUGUUCACCCUAACAUGGAGGCGACACCACUGCCGCGCAUGUGGAAAGGUGGUGUGCCAGUCGUGUUCCUCCAACAAAUACUGUCUUGAAUACCUAAAGAAUCAGAUGGCACGAGUGUGUGACCAGUGUGUCCCUGUUCUUCUGCAGCAGAAAAGUGAACAAGCCCUAUCAGCAGCCGUAUCCCCUGGAAACAGAGCUACCUUUACUUUCACCAGGAAGCAGAAGAAGAUACCUGCAGCUCUGAAAGAGGUGUCAGCAAGCACAGACAACUCCUCCAUGAGUGGGUAUCUGCAGAGGUCAAAGAGCAACAAGAAGCAGGGGAAGAGGCUGUGGUUCGUCAUCAAAGACAAGGUUCUGUACACGUAUGCUGCAAGUGAGGACGUUGCAGCGUUAGAGAGCCAGCCCCUGUUAGGGUUUAUGUUGAAAGUGGAUUCAUCAGAGAAGUUACAUUUUAAGCUUUAUCACAAAAAGACACUUCACUACAUUUUUAAAGCUGAUGACCUCCAAACGUCACAGAGAUGGAUCGACUCAUUCAAAGAAGCCACGGUGCUUUAACGUCGGCUUACAGUGUGUUUAGCUGUUCAACAUGGUGUUUUACCUCCGGGCUCUCUGAAUUCUGCAAAAAGCACCUGGAGACAGCAAAUUAGUUGCAGUGAAAUAAAAUCCAAACAUUAUUUUAUUGCUUUUAUCAGACAUACUGCAGUAAAGUGGGGCAUAAGCCUGGUCAGUUGUGUAUGUUAAUAUGAAUCUGUUCCACCAGGAUUUAUGCAGUUUUGGCUAUAAUUUAAAAAAUCAUAUGCCACAAUCAUCUGUAGAUAUUUUUAGACUUAUCUUUAUUUUUUUUAUUAUUGUUUUUAAUAACCUACUUGGAUCUCCAUAGCACAUAUUUGUUAAUAAAAGCCCAUCAUCAAUAUGUAAUGAAUUUGUAAUUGUACAGUUUAAAUACUGUCAACAAUUUUAAGAGCUAAAAACAAAUCCUAUACUGUAGAUGUUUCUUGUUGUAUAGGAAGAAUUACCUAAUUUCACACGUGUGUGUGUGAGUGUGUGUGUGUGUGUGUCUGACUGUAGAACACACAAUGUGCACUCUUUAAGCUUGUCUAAGAAAUGUUCACCCUUACAUUAUUAAGCCUUUCUGUAACUCUGAGUCCAGCCUAGAGUCUUAAAGGUUUAUCAAGGGAAUGUUGACUGUUUGGACAUAACUGUACCAUAAUGUGUAUUGCACUUAAGUAAUGUACAUAUGAUAUACCUACACACACAUCUUCUGUAAAUAUAGAGGAUUGUAAAUUAAAUGUAAUCGAAUUUCCAUGAAUCUCUCUUAUUAUUUUAAUUCUGUCACUGUAAUACAUUUUUGUUUUACUGUGCAUGUUGUCAUGGUCCAAACACCACCACCAACAAUUUGUCUGCACAUUAAAAUGGUGGAAAAGCAAUAGUCAGCAAACUGGGAAGUAAUUUACAAUAUUGGUUUCUAUUGCAGAAGUAAGUUGAUUUAGCGUUCAAUAUAUUAACAAUUUAAAAACUUUAAACAAUGAAGCCUGUCUUACCAUACAUCUGAAUUCAUAAUAUUACAUCCAAUGAUAAAGCCAAUUGUCUAUAUAAAUAAAAAAACGUUAUUAUUCUGAGUUUGAAUGA
Molecule: messenger RNA, 4967 nt
Organism: Cottoperca gobio
Lineage: Eukaryota; Metazoa; Chordata; Actinopteri; Perciformes; Bovichtidae
Product: FYVE, RhoGEF and PH domain-containing protein 6-like
Exons: 21
Coding region: 129-3893 (1254 amino acids)
Cellular component (GO): cytoplasm
Molecular function (GO): metal ion binding; guanyl-nucleotide exchange factor activity
Source: RefSeq, a predicted model, not a curated record